This is a messenger RNA of Portunus trituberculatus (swimming crab), 3893 nucleotides long. RefSeq names its product sterol regulatory element-binding protein 1-like (gene SREBP). Bases 124 to 3243 code for a protein of 1039 amino acids. The record is from RefSeq and is a predicted model, not a curated record. Gene Ontology annotation, cellular component: nucleus. NCBI's taxonomy places the organism in Eukaryota, Metazoa, Arthropoda, Malacostraca, Decapoda, Portunidae. The transcript is spliced from 15 exons. Gene Ontology annotation, biological process: regulation of transcription by RNA polymerase II. Gene Ontology annotation, molecular function: RNA polymerase II cis-regulatory region sequence-specific DNA binding; DNA-binding transcription factor activity, RNA polymerase II-specific; protein dimerization activity.
UAAGGCGUGUGUGGUGAUUGGCUAAGCGUAUGAGGCAAUAUCGCGCCACAGUCAGUCUCUCGGUGGUCACUGUGGGAAAGAAGCAGCGUAACAUUGCACUCGCGACCACCCGCUCAGGCCGCGAUGGAGGACGAUGUGGUGAUUCCCGACGACCUGGUGGAGGACGACUUGUUGAAUCACAUCAACUGGCCUGAUUUGGAUCUUGAUGAAAUAAAGGAUGAUUUGGACCUGCACGACAUCAAGGAUUUGGGGCUGGACCUGGGGGUUGGGGAGAUGCUGGGCGGCCCCAUCACCUCCAGCCCUGGCAUAGCCUUGGCACACUCCAUGCCACGCACCAUCAGCCCCUCCACUUUCAUAAAUACAAACACCUGCCCAGUGAGUCAGACGCCCACUGAGGCCAAAGCCAAUGUGCCCCAACACCUGUCCAUGGUGGGCACUCCUCCAGUGAGGCAGGUGGCACACGUGGCACCAGCACCGCGAGUGGAGGCUCCAGUUGUGAGUGUAGCCCCCUCUGCUGCUCCCCAACUGCAUCACCUGCUGGCCCAUCCCCAGGUGACAGUUGCACCUCAGGCCAACCCAGUAGCACAUGUGACAUCUCAGGGGAUGCCAGUGCAGCAGGUGGCAGCUCUGGCUCCGGCCAAGCGGGCUGUCACCACUGUCACCCAGCUGGUGCAGCAGCAGCCAACACUUGUGCAGCAGCUGGUGUUGCCCAAAACAGAAACCAUCACCACUAACAGCAAUGGUGGGUGUCUGGCAGUGCCUCACACCCUAGUGUACAAGACUGCCCCAGCACUCACCACCAUCCAGGGUAUAGACGUGGUGGCAGGCAUCCCAUUGGUGCUGGAGCAUGACCGUCUGCCCUUGGCCAGGGUUGUGAGCCCUGCCGUCAAGCUGUCCACUCAAGGGGUGCCACCGAAGGGGGAGAAGAGGAACUCUCACAAUGCCAUUGAGAAACGUUACCGUUGUUCCAUCAAUGACAAGAUUAUCGAACUGAAGAACCUGGUGGCUGGGGAGGAGGCCAAGCUUCACAAGUCGCAGAUCUUGAAAAAGGCCAUUGAUCACAUCCAUAACCUCCGGGGGCAGAACAGGCGGCUGCGAGCUGAGCUCAAUGCCUACAGGAUGCGGGAUGGCAACCAGAAAAUUGCUGACCUGCUGGUGGGCCCCUACACUCCUCCACCCUCUGACAGCUCCUCACCAGCCCACUCCCCACUCUCAGACUCCUCCCUGCCACCCUCACCACAUUCCAAGACAGAGGUGAAGGAAGAGGAGCUUCCCUCCCCAAGCAGCAGUCCGCCUUAUUUUGUGGCUCAAGCUCCAUCCAUGGCAGAAGGUUCCCGCAUGAUGCUGUGUGUCAUGGUGCUGACGGUACUGGCCUUCAACCCUCUGGCCUCCCUCAGCCCAGCUCCUGCUCACCCCAUUAUGGGAGAUGUGCCUGGCCGUACUAUACUAGAGGAGCAGCCCCAAGCAGGAGAUGGGUUCAGCCAGCUGUGGUCAUCUGCUGCUGUGUGGCUGGUCAACCUGGCUGUUGUGGCAGUGUUGCUGGUGCGGGUGUUUGUGUAUGGGGAGCCAGUGGUGAGGCGGCGCUCCCAGGCUGCCGAUGAGUUCUGGCGCCACUGCAAGCAGGCUGACCAGGACUUGUCUAAGGGGCAGUAUGCCAGCGCCAGUCAGCAGUACUCUCAGGCUCUACAAUCCAUUGGACGCCCACUGCCCACCACCUGGCCAGAGAAGGUUUUGUCUGUGCUGUGGCAAGUGACACGCCAACUCCUGCAGCGCCUCUACCUGGGCCGCUGGCUGGCCAAGUAUGCUGGUGGCCUCUUCCUCCAGCCAUGUGUGAGGGAAGAUGUGAGAGAGAAUGUUUGUGAGUGUGCACGUGUGUACCACAGACUGCACCAACUGCACCUCAUGGGACACACCUCAGACACCUCUCACCUGCUGGGCCUCUACCUGGCCAUCACCUCCAUUAACCUGGGAGAAAGUGGCCCCGUUGGAGGAGGAGACAUGGCGGAGAUGUUGGUGAUGUGUGCCUUGCGAGUGAAGGAGAGCCUGCCCGAGCCGUGCCGCCUGCUGGCCCGGGUCUUGCUGGGCUUAGCUGGCCGCUCCACCCCUCCUCCGACCCUGGCGUGGCUCUUCACUCCCUCGGGCCGUAGGUUCUUUGCGUCCCACAAGUGGUCUUAUGAUGCAGAUCGCCAGUCAAUGUUUACCCGGCUUACAGAUAAGGCAGACCCUCUGGCAUACCUUCUCCUGCUGUACAGAGAGCACCUGCUGGAGUGUGCCAUCACUACACUGGUGAACCCUGGCAAUAAGGCUGAAGAUGGCCAUGAGGAGGGUGGCUCCCACUCUCGCACCACCACUCCAGAUGUGCUGCGUUACCUGCACACCCUCCAGCACACCUUCACUGCCCCACCCGGCGCCGCCCUUCAUGCGGCUUCAAGGGAUGAGGUUUGCAGUUGGUGGAGUUCUUUGUUGGGAGUGAUUGCCCACUGGCUACUGGGUGAAGAUGACCUGGCUGAGACCCUCUUCUCCACCUUGGAGAACACUCCAGAGUACCUCAGGACCUCAGAAGAUCCCCUUCCCACAGCUGUUCUCUAUGCUGUCAGGGCAAGGCGUCAGCUGGGCCACGGUUCUCUAUCUGUUGUGCUGCGGCUGUGUGACCGCUCCGGGGCUGCUCUCAGCGACUCCAUCCACCAGGCCUCCUACAAGCAUCCACACUCCAUGGUUCAGAGUGUACAGCUAAUUGUGGUGGACUGGCUGCUUGGAGUGCGGACAGUAGCCUGGGAAGGGGAGGUAGUGCGAGACUGUGACACACUCACUGUGGCACCACCACAUGUGCUGCAAGGCUUCCAGCAUGACCUGGCACUCCUUCGCAAGCUGGUUCAUUAUCUUCCCGGUGUGGUGGCCAGAGUGUUCUUGCAUGAGGCCACACUGAGGAUGAUGGCUGGUGCCUCCCCAGCCAGGACACAGCAGCUUCUUGACCGCUCCCUUCGACACCGCUACAGUCGACCUUCAGUCAUCUGUGGCAAGGAUAAGAAUCCAGAGAGAUUCAGUGGGGAGAGAGAGCAUGCCACUGCCCUCAUGUUGGCCUGCAGACAUCUCCCCUCACAGCUGCUCUCCUCGCCUGGGGAGCGUGCAGGCAUGCUGGCUGAGGCUGCUAAGACCCUGGAGAAAAUUGGGGACAAGCGGCGCCUUCAGGACUGCUACACCUUAAUGAAGUCCCUAGGCACUGGGGUUUCUUCCUAUGGCUAAGAUGGAUUAGGGUGGGUUGAGGGGAGGGGAGGGAUAUUGAGGUAGGGAAUGAUUGGAGUAGGAUGGGGUGUAGCAAUAAGGAGGGUAGGGUAGGAUGCAGCAGAUUAAAACAAAUUUCAUUAGUUUAAUCAAAAGAGAAGGAAUGUAUUAGAAUUGUACUUUUAUUUUCUUGAGAUUGCCACAUUUUAAGAAUUUUGUAUUUAUUUUUACUCAGAUUUAUGUGAUUCAUGAAUCCAGCAAAAGUAAAAACUAUGAUAAUUCUAACUGUAUAUAGUUGGUAGAUGUAAGAAAGUGAGCAUAGUAAGUUUGUACUAUUUAGUGUGGUUGAAGGAUGGCGAGGUGUGAGAUGUACUAUGGAGAAUGAGAUGCUUAAACAUACAUGCACCAGAGGUUAAGAACAGGACAGGGAAGUGAAGGAGUGGAGUGUUUUAGUAACUAGCUGGUAACUGGCAUGACAAUCCUCUUGAAGGAGUUAUAGGAGACUAAAGAAAAUUUUUAAAAAAUAUAGUAUUUGGGCUGUAUGGGACACUCCUUUGUAAGAAGAGAAGGAAGGAGGCAUGUCAAGUGUUUUGUAAUGUACCUGCAUUGUAAUAUAUGAGUUGGAGGUCAGUAUUGUUUGUUUUUAUAUAAUAAUGAACUUUAUUUCUGUA